Amaranthus tricolor (Joseph's coat) is the source of this 1343-nucleotide messenger RNA. RefSeq lists its product as uncharacterized. The record is from RefSeq and is a predicted model, not a curated record. Gene Ontology annotation, biological process: endoplasmic reticulum organization; vesicle-mediated transport. The transcript has 6 exons. Lineage: Eukaryota; Viridiplantae; Streptophyta; Magnoliopsida; Caryophyllales; Amaranthaceae. The coding region runs from base 78 to 602 and encodes 174 amino acids. Gene Ontology annotation, cellular component: endoplasmic reticulum membrane.
UAAACGCCGUAGAACAUGGUUCGUGUUUGAAGCCCUGAAAUUUAGAACUUUAGACAAUUUUGACUCAAAUAAAAGAGAUGCAGCCGAGGAGAUCAGCCACCGGAAGGCCGUCGGGAACUGAUGGCUCCGAUUAUUCCUAUCGCAUGGUCGUUGAUUCAAGGUACACUAAAGUGGCCAAAGGGAAGUCUCGUCUGUCUACAUUCUUCUUAAUCCAGGGACUUGUUUUAGUAGGUGGUCUUAUUUUAACAUUGUUACCAUUGCUAAAGGGAGAAAACCCUGAUGUGUUUGGCAUUUCAUCAGUUAUUCUCAGUUUUCUUUCUCUUCUUAUUGGUGAAUUAGGUCGAAGGCAAAGCCGGUCAACAUUCUUGAAAAUUUACUUGAUCACGUCAUGCGCCGCAGUGUUGCUCUCAUUAGCUUGUGCAAUAAAGACCAAUAUAUUUUUUGAGGUUAUUCAAUGCGAGGUUGUGAACUGCUGGAACAAACAACGGCGACAACUCAUUGAAGCUCUUCAUAUUCUCCUCGAAGUUUCAGUGGGGAUUUUCGCUGCUACCACCGGAUUAUCUCUAAUACAUAACAUGUCUCCGCCUAAACGAUCAUCUUGAGGCCUCCACCUUCAACGAAUGACUGAUUCUGUAGAACUGAGAUUCCAUCGAUACUACACAGUAGGAUCGACAGUUUUUUCUUUUUUCAGAAAUCUGUUUUCUUAUUUUUUUGAAUCUUCAAAUUUCGACUUUUAAUCAUUAAAACCGAGAUAAUUUUUUUCGGUUCCGGCAUCUUUAUCACCAUGAUCAUCAUUCAUACUGCUCUACAGAAACGUGAUAUGUCAUGUUGUAUGGCCACUAUUUAACAGAGAUAGCUAAUCAAGUUCCAAACAAGUCUAUCAAAAUGGCCAUGGGUAAAAUCAUACAGUCGGUUUCAUGACAUCGUCUCUCAGGCCCAACCCAACAAAGCUUAAUGCAUACUCUUACUCUACAAUUUUCUUUAUGGUCUGAUUCAAUUAGAAAUGAUUUUUCGAAGAGACCGUCUAUCACAAGAAUUUGUGAAAAUCGUAUCAGAAUGGAAACCUAGUUGUUUGUGAUGUUUUAAGUACAAGGAAUUACUUAAUUGCUUUUUUAGAUGAACCAGUUCAUUAGGAUUAAUAUAAUUAACUAAAACUUGAUUUUGUAUGAUUAAUAUUCUUUUACUUAUUUCUUAAAGUAGAUGUAUCUUUUUUUAGUUGCUCCUCUACCCCAUUGAAACGCUCUGAACCAAAUUUAAGUGGUUAGGUGAAAAUUGAACUCAAGAUCUUACCUAGAAAAGUGAUAUUUAUUCUUCAAUUGAAAAAUACCCGAGUCUUUCUUGAG